Molecule: messenger RNA, 1032 nt
Organism: Dendrobium catenatum
Lineage: Eukaryota; Viridiplantae; Streptophyta; Magnoliopsida; Asparagales; Orchidaceae
Product: formimidoyltransferase-cyclodeaminase
Exons: 2
Coding region: 78-974 (298 amino acids)
Molecular function (GO): transferase activity; folic acid binding
Source: RefSeq, a predicted model, not a curated record
AUUUUUUCAGCCCUAGUCCUGCUUCGCAUACCCCUUUUAUCCGAGUCUCCUCUUCUAAAACAGGAGAGUUAAAAGAAAUGCCGAGAUCCUCACUUGCUUGCUGCAAGCUCUACAUCUCCGAAAGCCGAAAUCUCCUGGCACUGGAAUCCAUCGAACAAGCUGCAAGAUUGUACCCAGAAGCUAUCAUCAUUAACAAGUUCAUGGAUGAAGCAUACAAUCGAGUCGGAUAUACUCUCGUUUCGUCCAUAAGUAAGAAGCCAUCUCUCAAUUCUGCUCUUGCCAAAGCUGCAGUUUCCAUGGUUGAAGCUGCCUUGAAAUCCAUUGAUCUUGGAAGCCAUUCUGGAACUCAUCCUCGACUUGGAGUUGUUGAUCAUAUCUGCUUCCAUCCGUUAGCUGAAUCUACACUCGAUCAAUCUGCAAGCCUCGCAAAGAUCGUGGCCGAAGCUAUCGGCCAUCGUCUUCAAGUCCCCACCUUCUUGUAUGGUGCAGCUCACGAGGAAGGAAGAUCUCUUGAUAGCAUUAGAAGAGAUCUGGGCUACUUCAAGCCCAAUUCAGCUGGGCACCAAUGGGCCAGUGGGCUUUCUGUAGAUUUAUCUUUCCUUAAGCCCGAUAAUGGCCCAUCUCAAGUGGAUCCAGACCGAGGAGUGGUGGUCAUCGGAGCUACACGAUGGGUCAGUAACUAUAACGUGCCGGUCCGGUCUACCGAUAUCAACGCGGUCCGUCAGAUUGCGAAGAGAGUCAGCGGGCGAGGAGGUGGGUUCGAGUCGGUCCAAGCUUUGGCGCUCGCUCAUGGCGAAGACUGUUUCGAGGUGGCGUGUAAUCUUCUCGAACCGGACCGGGUUGGGGCCGACCGGGUUCAACUGGAAGUCCAGCGACUGGCCGCUGAAGAGGGGCUGGUUGUGGAACAGGGAUACUACACAGAUUUCUCGCAGGAUAUAAUCGUCGAUUCUUACUUAGGGAAGAUGGUUGAUUAGAAGUUUGAAGCGAAUUUAUAUUUAAUUAUUUAUAUUAUGAAUUUUAAUAUUUGCUUGA